Molecule: messenger RNA, 3073 nt
Organism: Leguminivora glycinivorella
Lineage: Eukaryota; Metazoa; Arthropoda; Insecta; Lepidoptera; Tortricidae
Product: insulin-like growth factor-binding protein complex acid labile subunit
Exons: 2
Coding region: 297-2789 (830 amino acids)
Cellular component (GO): extracellular matrix
Molecular function (GO): protein binding
Source: RefSeq, a predicted model, not a curated record
AAUAAAAUUUUCGUAUCACAUUUAGUCGAAGUAUGCGAAAUUUUGUUGGCAAAAAACAGUUGAUUCACCCAAAUAGUAAGUUAACAAGCCUCUUCUACAAUGAAUAACUCUUUGUCAAUACCUACACAAGGGUCUCGGACUCCUAUCAGUGUCAUUCAGACAGUCGCACUGCCACUGUUUACAGUUAGCUCGUUUGAUAGUCAAUCAAAUAAUAAUUAGCUAUCAAUUACCUACUUCAUGUAUUUGUAGACAGUAUUAGACAGUGACGAUUUUCGGUGCCAUAUGAAGACGAUACAAUGGAUAAUACAGCAAAAGCGGCCGUACUACUGACGCUGCUGAUCGCCACAGGCCCCCUCGUAGCCAGCGACUGCAACAUCCACGAGGUAGGCGACGACUCGCCCUGCGGCGGCCGCCUGCUCUGCACGCGCGACCUCAGCGACGCCGUCAGUCUCAUCGUGCAGAUGCCCUGCGUCUACUUGUACAACGACUACUCGGACGAACACAUCCUACACCAAAACUUCACCAUCUCCAUUCACGCAACAGAUUUCGACUUCACCGCCAAUGACUCCGCAGUCAUAAACAACCUAAAAGACCACAUCAACGCGAUCUCAAUAACGGACGGAAAAAUCAAGAAGUUCCCAGACGCUGUUCUAAAUCUGCGACAAGCGACGAUCGUGGAUCUCUCUAAAAACAAUAUUGACUCUCUAAAUCUAGCGGCUUUCGCAAAACCGAGCGUGAUAAACGUCCUUAAUAUGUCCUAUAAUAAUAUAGAACGCUUAGACGCCCAGAUAGGUUGGCCUAGCUUUUGGCAGCUACCUGUUACCACGAUCGAUUUUAGCCAUAAUAAUAUCCAAGGUGUGCUCCAGAACAACAUCGCACCAUAUGUUACAUUGAGACAUUUGAAUUUAUCUUACAAUUACAUAGAAUCAUUGAGUAAAUUCACGUUUGGUAAUCUGACAGGAUUGCUGACGUUAGAUAUCUCAAAUAACAAAAUUUUCAAGCUUGACUCUUCUUUAGAUGGUCUAGUAAGUUUACAGGAAUUGUAUUUAGAUCACAACGAUUUGACACAUUUGAGUAAGGAUAAUUUUCGUAGCUUGUUCGCUUUACAAUAUCUCAAUAUCAGUUCAAAUAGUUUGAAAAGUAUUGAAAGCUCUUCGUUCAUCGCGUUAUCGUCUCUAAAGCAACUGGAUUUAAGUAACAAUAUGAUUACAGCUAUAUUGAAAUCAACGUUUCAGAAUAACAGUGUUCUGUAUUCACUCGAUGUGUCAUUUAACAAAAUCUCUAAAAUAGAGUCGGGAGCCUUUGCAGGCGCGCAUAUCACUGAUUUGAAACUUCAUAACAACACGUUAGCAGGCUAUUUAGACACUGACGCAUUUAACGGUCUUUAUUUUGAAAAGUUGGACCUCAGCGACGCAGACAUAGGAGAGUUAGGCCCGGACCUAUUCGGACCUCAUCCUACAUUUCGAACGCUUGAUUUCAGUAAUAAUUGUAUAUCCAAAAUAAGUAAAACCACCUUUAGAAACCUCGACUAUUUACAAGAACUCGACCUAUCACAUAACAAGUUACGAAGCAUAGAUUUUGAUACAACAGGUCUAAAGAACUUGAGCCAUUUUUACAUCAAAAAUAACGAUAUAAAGCAAAUCCGAAGGGAUGCUUUUGAACCUCUCACGAAGUUACAAAUGGUUGACCUGUCGAAUAACUCCAUCGAAAAUAUACAAAUUCAAUCAUUCAAUAAUUUAAAAAUCCUUCACACAUUAAAUUUACAAAAUAAUCCUAUCUCUGAUAUCCCUCGACAGACUUUUAGUGGAUUGUCCUCCUGUUACGAUUUAGAUCUCUCGGGAUCUAAAAUCAAAACCCUUCGAAACAACUCUUUCAACGGAAUGGUAUCAUUGAAUAAACUCAAUCUAUCCCACAGUGACAUAAAACUAUUAGAGUUUAACGUUUUCAAUGGGACUAAGGCAAUAGAGUUUUUAGACUUGUCGUUCAACCAAAUUGAAUCAUUUUCUAUAAAUAGCAUACAUUUAAAGUUGACAUGGAUAUAUUUAUCUUACAAUGUAAUCACAUCUAUAAGCGACAUAUAUUUCCAAAAACAACGUAGCAUCAAUUUAAUUGAUAUGAGUCAUAAUAAAAUAUCAUACAUUCAACCAGGUUCAUUUAUGGACUGCGAAAAUCUUUACAAUUUAAAUUUAAACCACAAUUAUUUGUCAUUCCUUCAAUUUGGCGUAUUCGAAGGCUUGAGUCGCGUAGGUAUAAUUAACCUAUCAAAUAACAGAUUCCACAGAUUUGAUGGAAAGUUAUUUUACGAGUUACCAAAUUUGCAAGUCAUUUAUCUAGACAACAAUUUCAUAGACAAGAUUAAUCUUACUGAAUUCUCAUUAUCUAGAAGCACAGCGACCACUUUAUCUAUAGGAGGCAACCCGCUAAUAUGUGAUAUUUUGCUGAAAUUUAUACAUGACGGAACUGAGCUCUUCUUAAGGGCGGAAUCUCCAAAUUAUGAGACAGAAAAUGUAAAUGGAAUAACAUGUAAGAGUCAGACUGAGAUGAACAAUAGCACUCAAGAUAAUGAUAAUAAAAAAAUGUUCUCGGGAAAUGAAAAAUUAGAGAAACUCCUCAAUGUCACGAACCAAUAUUUGGCCACGAUUUUUGGGACACUUAUUUGCGCAAUGCUCGCAGUGAUAUGUGUUUCUGUUUACUUUAAAUUUAGAAAUAAACUAAUGCGUAGUCGCGUAGUUUCAUCCAGUAGAGAAGUAUUGUCGAAUGCUAUGGAAUUAGAGAGUAAUGAAGAUUAGUAACAUGAAGUAGGGGAUAUACAAAUAUUGUAUAUCUUGUGUUUAAUCUUGUAUUAUGAAUAUUUAACAAAUUCUAUUGCAAUUACAAUGAAUUAACAGUUACAAAAUAGUUACAAGAUAAAUUGUGAUACAUAUAAACAGGCAAACGAAAUUGUCUAUAAAUAUGCCGAACGAUUUUUAUGAAAACCCUUGCAAGACCUUAAUGAAUAAACAUAGGCUUUUACAUGAAAGUUUUAUAAAUAUUAUAGUUUUAAGUUAUAUAAAAUAAAUGUAGGUAUCCCUUU